Molecule: messenger RNA, 5605 nt
Organism: Clupea harengus (Atlantic herring)
Lineage: Eukaryota; Metazoa; Chordata; Actinopteri; Clupeiformes; Clupeidae
Gene: kif1ca
Product: kinesin family member 1C
Exons: 24
Coding region: 619-4209 (1196 amino acids)
Biological process (GO): microtubule-based movement
Molecular function (GO): microtubule motor activity; ATP binding; microtubule binding
Source: RefSeq, a predicted model, not a curated record
AGAGGUGGAGCUUAUAGGGGAAGAAGGGUGACGGGGCCGCACGCGAGGCUGCGGGCAGCGGCAACUUUUUUAUCUAUCACCUUAUUCUUUAAAUUAAUUUAUGGUUUAUUAUUUUAGAGUCAUAAUAUACUGCCGUGGUAACUAUUCAAGUUAUCGAAGCCCUAUUCAUACUAAGGUCUUCGGUGCACUUUUUUGUCAGUCUCUUGGAAGGAAAGUUUUUUGGGACUUGACCAGCUCGGAAUUUUGUCUUGGUGACCAGGCGUGGAACGGCUUUUUUCCCAAGACAUACUGUCUUUUAAAGUUUAUAAAGCCAUACGGCGUGUACUUCCAAGUGCCUUAUGAGCUUACUUCCACUUCAUGUCUGAUACUUGGGUAACUUGGGAAAAAACUGACUGGACGUAACUUUUUAUUCCGUCGUCGUGAGCAGCGAUCCGCUUGCCAAUUAUCUGGGCAGGUGGUAGGCUAAGCUUUUUAGACUACUUUCAGAAGUUUUCUGUGUAGCUAUUCGAGCUCCUUGAAACUUUUCAUCAGUUGGAGGCUGGAUUUGAUGCUUUUGCAAUCAACUGACUGAGAAAAUAAGUUGAAUUAACUGAUCAGAGAGGAACGCCAGAGGCCAGCAUGGCGUCUGCCUCUGUGAAGGUGGCGGUGCGCGUCCGGCCCUUUAACUCUCGUGAAACCAACCGAGGGGCCAAGUGUGUCAUCCAGAUGCAGGAGAAAUCCACAUGUAUCUCUAACCCCAAGCAGCCUAAAGACACAAAGACCUUCGCCUUUGAUUACUCCUACUGGUCACACACCUCGACGGAGGACCCAUGCUUUGCCUCCCAGAGGCAGGUGUACCUGGACAUCGGAGAGGAGAUGCUGCUCCACGCCUUCGAGGGCUAUAAUGUGUGCAUCUUUGCAUAUGGCCAGACGGGGUCGGGGAAGUCCUACACCAUGAUGGGCAAACAGGAAUCUGGCCAGCAGGGCAUCAUUCCACAGCUCUGUGAGGAUCUGUUCAAGCGCAUCGUGGACAACGUCGACCCUCACGUGUCCUUCUCAGUGGAGGUGUCUUACAUGGAGAUCUACUGUGAGCGGGUGAGAGACCUGCUGAACCCAAAGAGCAAAGGGCCGCUGCGCGUGCGAGAGCACCCAAUCAUGGGGCCUUACGUGGAGGACCUCUCCAAGAUGGCCGUCACCAAUUACAGCGAUAUCGCUGACCUUAUGGACUGUGGCAACAAGGCCAGGACUGUGGCGGCCACAAACAUGAAUGAGUCGAGCAGUCGCUCGCAUGCAGUCUUCACCAUCCUCUUCACGCAGCGUAGACACGACCAGAUGACCAACUUAGAUACAGAGAAGGUGAGUAAGAUCAGCCUGGUUGACCUGGCGGGAAGUGAAAGAGCCGACUCGACGGGAGCGAAGGGCAUGAGGCUAAAGGAAGGUGCCAACAUCAACAAGUCGCUGACCACACUGGGCAAGGUUAUCUCUGCUCUGGCUGAAAUGCAAAGCAGCAAGAAGAGAAAAUCUGACUUCAUUCCGUACCGGGAUUCUGUGCUAACAUGGCUGCUGAGGGAAAAUUUAGGUGGAAACUCGCGCACAGCCAUGAUUGCUGCUCUGAGUCCAGCUGACAUCAACUAUGAGGAAACACUGAGCACACUCAGGUAUGCAGACAGGGCCAAGCAGAUUCGCUGCAACGCCGUCAUUAACGAGGACCCCAACGCUCGCCUGGUGCGAGAGCUCAAGGAGGAGGUCCAGAGGCUCAAGGAGCUGCUGCUCGCCCAGGGCCUCAGCGAGCUCAUCACUGCCCCAGGUAACACAGAGGACCUCGGCGAGCUUAUCACUGCCCCAGGAGUCGAGGGUAACAGUCUGGCCCGGGUCAUAGCAGGCUCCACCAGUGCCAUGGAGGUAUCGCUUACCCAUCGGCCACCUCUCUCGGACCCCGAGUCACCUCACGAUGACCCGACAGAAGAGCAGGGCCCCAAUGGACCCAUCAGUAAGGAGGAGGCAGUGGAGAGGCUGAAGGAGACAGAGAAGAUCAUCGCUGAGAUGAACGAGACCUGGGAGGAGAAACUCAGGAAGACGGAGGCAAUCCGACAGGAAAGAGAGUCCCUGCUGGCAGAGAUGGGUGUGUCCAUCCGAGAGGACGGGGGGACGGUGGGGGUCUUCUCUCCUAAAAGAACGCCUCAUAUUGUGAACUUGAAUGAAGACCCAUUGAUGUCAGAGUGUCUGAUAUACUACAUUAAGGAUGGACUGACCAGGGUUGGGCAGGAGGAGGUGGACAUUCGCCUGACUGGUCAGUUCAUCAAAGAGCAGCACUGCAUCUUCGGCAGCAGGGUUACUGAAUCUGGAGAAGUGGAAGUGACGGUGCACCCUCUGGAUGGGGCGGAGACGUAUGUCAAUGGCAAGCAAAUUGCAGAGCCGGUGGUGCUGAAACAAGGCAACAGGGUGGUGAUGGGUAAGAAUCAUGUGUUCCGAUUCAACCACCCGGAGCAGGCACGGCAGGAGCGCGAGCGCAACGCCGCCCAGGACCAGCAGGGGGAGCCGGCAGACUGGAGCUACGCCCAGAGAGAGCUCCUGGAGAAGCAGGGCAUAGACAUCAAACAGGAGAUGGAGAAAAGGCUUCAGGAUCUGGAGAAUCAGUACCGUAAAGAAAAAGAGGAGGCAGACCAGCUGCUGGAACAACAGAGACUGUAUGCCGACUCAGACAGCGGGGACGACUCAGACAAGCGCUCCUGUGAGGAGAGCUGGAGGCUCAUCUCCUCGCUCCGAGAGAAGCUACCAGCCAACAAGGUCCAGUCCAUCGUGAAGAAGUGUGGCCUCCCCAGCAGUGGGAAGCGACGGGAGCCCCUGCGCGUCUACCAGAUCCCCCAGCGUCGGCGCAUCACCCUGGACCCCAAGAACCUGACGCUGGACGACCUGCGCACGCAGGCCGUCAAGGAGAUCUGCUACGAGGUGGCGCUGGGCGACUUCCGGCACACGCGGCAGGAGAUCGAGGCGCUGGCCAUCGUGCGCAUGAAGGAGCUGUGCCGCACCUACGGCCAGCGGGACCCGCAGGAGCGCGACAGCUGGCGCAGCGUGGCGCGCGACGUCUGCGACACGGUGGGAGGAGGAGGAGGAGGAGGAGGAGGAGGAGGAGGAGGGGGGAAGGUGGCACCGAAGAAGGCCGAUAUGGUGGACCUGAAGGCGCACAUCGACAAACUGACGGACAUCCUGCAGGAGGUGAAGCUGCAGAACAACAUGAAGGACGAUGAGAUCCGCUCGCUCAGGGACCGCAUGGUGAAGAUGGAGAAGAUCAUCCCUGUCUUUGGUGACACUGACAUGGAGGAGUCUGGCCCAAUCAGAGGGGAGGAGGGGAGCGGCUUAGCGGGCAGGCGGGUGGAGGCAGAGGACGGAGUUUACCGACGUGGCCGUCACCGCUGGCAACAUCCUGAGCAGCAUCAGGACCCUAAGCGCAUGUGCAGGGUCUCCGGGGGCCCCGCCAAUGCUCCCUUCGUACCUGCUCCUAACCGGGGCCCGCCGAACCCCUUCGGCAACCCCUGUGGAGCCCCCCCGAACGCCCCCUUCCUGCCGGGCACGGGCCGCUUCCUCGCCCCUCUGGAGCGAAAGCUGCAGUUCCCCUUUAAGAACAACCCCCAGCACAGAGCCUUCAUCUGGGGGCCCUCCAUGGGCCCCCAGGGGCCAGAAGAAGGGCCCGAAGAUGACCCCGGGGAGCAUGUCUCUCUCUCUGACUCGGUGCCCUCGUUCCAGGCAUCCCAUGCCCAGAGUGACUCCGUGCCCAGGGGCAGCGGGCACAACAGCUACCGCCACCAGCAGCAGCAGCGCCGUAAUCAACACGGCAACCAGCGCAACAACCGCCAGCGCUCCCGCCAGAAGGCCCGUAACCCUUUCGACGGGUUCGUGGAGCGGGCCAACGAGCAUGCCGGGCAGUACCGCAACGGCAACCCCAACCCCAACCCCAACCAGGGGUUACCGCAGCAGGGGGGCAGGAUGCGCUACAGCUGGCACAACCCAGGCCCGGAUGGACCCCCCGCUCACCUGCAGGACGGGCCCCCGCAGGGCAAGCACAGCUUCCACCACCAGAACCAGAACUGGAGGGGAGGGGACGGCCAGCACCGGCCCAACGAGAGGCCCCGCAGCGGGGUGAGCCUAAGAGGUCACCCCCCUCAGCAGCACACGGGGCAGGAGAUGGCAGCAAGGAGGAACAGUAGAUUCGAGGAGCCCAUGGAGGCUUGAUGAAGAAAAGGAAGAGGCGUCUGUAUUUUGUGUUUUCAUUAUUGGACAGGAUUCCACAAAUAUUUCUCUGGGAUAUAUAUACACACACACACACACACACACACACACCACACACAUACACAGACACACACUCACAUCACUCUGUUCUAGGUGCUAAGACUUUGGCUCCGAGAGCAGUAUGUGCUCACAGGCCAGCACUUGCACUUAUUGGAAACCUCCUCGGGGGGGGGGGUUUGACAUGGAAACACUUUUAGUGCAAUAACACUGAGCAUGAUUUUAUACCACAUUUGACAGAAUCACUGUGUUCUUGACUGCGUUGAUAAAUGUGCCUGAUCCGACACAACACUUUAGAGGAUCAUGACAGGACCUUACUCACUAUGCUGUAUAUGUUUGUGCCUUUCUGCAGCCUCUAUACCCACAACUGUUCCCUGUAUUUAUGCUUAUACAGUGGGUUUUCUGCUGGUAUAUAGUGGAACAUUUUAUACUGUGUAUGUACAUAUUCAAAGUUUGUACAUGGAGGAAUGGAUUUGCCAUAGGUUUUUAAUAUCAUAUAAAACGUGGGGUGUACUUUAUAUAUUUGGAGUAUCGUUAGGUUGUAUAUCUGAUUAUAUAAACAGCAUAUAUUGAGGCGUAAGCUGCUAUGAUUGACUGCCGCUGCAGUUGUGAGAACAUUUAAAACUGUCAUAUUUACCUGCUGAAACAGCCAAAGAAUUGAACCCAGAGGCGAGAGACCCUCACUGCACAUAAACGAGGAGGAACACCAGGUCGGGCACAGGAAUGCAUAGGUCAGUCAGGUCGGAAUGCUGUGCCUCGAGGACUUUGGGGGGGUUGAUGAGAGAAGGCUUAAGUGUGGUUGUUAAUGAUGGUUUGUAUAUUUUGUAUUUUUUUUUUUUCUCCACCAUUUAAAUAAUUUUUGCCCACCCGCCCCCCCCCAACCCCCGCUUUCAUUGUGUGGGUGAAUAAUGGCAGCAUUCCACAAGACGAAGCCUCUGAAAUCUGUCAAGAAGGCAUGAGCAAUGAGGAAAAGCUAAACACAUGAUGUACUGUUGGAGAAAUGAAUUAGUAUGCAGUGCAGUAUGGCAAAGGAAGGAUUUUUUCUUUCAGGACGAACGAUCGUGAAGCAGUGACUGAUGGUGUGUUCAAGGGCUUACAGUUGUUGUCGUUUUUUUUUUACUUUUUAACAAUCUUUUUUGUUUCUUUUCCAUUGUACAAUACAAUAUGCAAUACAAUCCCGAGGACAUAUAUUGUAAUUUUAAGGAAAAGAGAAUUGAUUGUAAUAUAGAUUUGUGUGAUGUGACUUGUGUAAUCUCAACCCCUACCUGCAGAAGAUGAAAAUAGACAAAACAUGAAUAAUGUUUGCUCAUAUUAUUAAUAAUAAAAAAAAUGAUAUCUAUAA